This is a messenger RNA of Aureobasidium pullulans EXF-150, 2352 nucleotides long. RefSeq lists its product as uncharacterized. Bases 94 to 2142 code for a protein of 682 amino acids. Gene Ontology annotation, cellular component: transcription factor TFIIIB complex. The record is from RefSeq and is a predicted model, not a curated record. Gene Ontology annotation, molecular function: TFIIIC-class transcription factor complex binding. Lineage: Eukaryota; Fungi; Ascomycota; Dothideomycetes; Dothideales; Saccotheciaceae. The transcript has 2 exons. Gene Ontology annotation, biological process: RNA polymerase III preinitiation complex assembly.
CAUUUCUUUGCGACCAGAUCAUUAUCGUCCAUCGGCCCAGACACUCUCCGACUUGGACAAAACACCUUCGCAGGAAAUGCGGACUUGACAAACAUGGCGCCCUUGACCAGUUCGGCCAUCAACAAGGGCAAGAAGUUCGCUCCCAAAGCUGCUGUCGCCCGCCGUCGCCCUGCCGCUCAACCUGCUCCCAAGCCUGCAACCCCUGCAGAGCCAACACUGUCAAGCACUUCCGAUACCGUUACUGGUACCCCACAAGCAGACACGACCUCGACACAACCUGACCGACAACAAGCUCCGACUGCCCCUCUGCCUACCCCGCCUGCAACUCAGCAAUCUCCAGCGACUCAACCUCCGACCGCCGCCGCUGCUGCUGCUCAGCAACCUUCUAGACAACCUACUCCUCCACCGCCGGCUGCUCUCCCACACCACUUGGAGCCGUCGCCGCUUUCUCUUGCUCGGUCCGAUAAUCCGCUCCGACAAUCAGCUCCAUCUGCGGCAUCUGUCGCACAAACACCUCCCUCUUCGCAAGUCCCGAUCGCUUCCACUCCGCCACCCACUCAAUCUGUCGUCCAACUACCUGAGUCGAUCACCAACGAUGCCUCUUCCUACCCCGAGCAGUCGGCAAACACUGCGCCGUCUUCGCCAAACCAGCUGGCUGGUCAGAAAAGAAAACGCCCGACACCUUCACCUUCCGCGCCAUCUCAAGAAGUCGCAGCACCGCAACCCUCUCAAUCUACCGUUCUUCAACCUGCACCCACCUUGGAGUCUAACACCGAAGCUGCCCUGAUCAAUACGCUCAUUGAACAUCAAGAACAGCCAAGAGCCCCGGUAGCCCAAAUGCUACCACCCGUCAAUUCACCAGCCACAGCUUCCAAACCUCGCGCAAAGCGACAGAGGAAAAUCGCCGCUACUCAGCUCUCCGACGCUACCGGUGAUGAUUCGCAAGCCGCUGGAGGUGCUCAAGAGAACGAUGCCGGUCCAACACCUGUUGCGAAACCCAAGAAACCUAGAGCCCCAAGAGCGAAGCGUGCGCCCAAAUCUGCUGCGACAGUUGUCGAAGACGAAAAUGGAAACAUAGUCGAGACAGAAGAGUCUGCUCCCCGUCCCGUACCCAAGCCAAGGAAGCCUCGUCAAAAGAAGAAACAAUCGCAAGUCGAAGGAGAAGGUGGAGAUACUGGCCAGGAUGACCCCGUCGAUGACCCAGAGAAUCACGAAGUUGAUGUUGCAGAAACCACAAUGUUCGAACUCACCAAGGAUAGAGGGCUGGGCAAGGUCUCGGAACGAGAGACUAAGAUGGCCGCCAUAGAUUGGGACGAGGUACACAGAAAGAGAGUGGCAGAAGCAGAAGCCAUCAGAUCCGGUAUAGAUCCAGCCACGCUCAACGCACAGCCGACCGAGAACAACGAAGGCGGUGAAGGCGGAGAAGGAGAGAACACCAAUGAUACGCCACGACCAGCACCGGUAGUUACAGGACCUCGUCUACGUCUGGACGCUGAAGGAAACCUGGUCGUGGAAGAAGACUCUCUGCGCAUCGAUCGUCAAGCUCAGGCAGCCCGCAACGCGGAGAACCUGGUCGUAACCGAGAACGAUGAUUUGACGAAACGCGUGAACCAAAUGAGCUGGAUCAACGAGCGCCGACGCGAUCCCACCGACCGUGUACCAUUCUUCAAGAUGAAGUCUGACCCUUGGAGCGAUGAGGAAACAGACCGUUUUUACGAUGCCCUUCGCAUGUUUGGCACCGACUUCUUUAUCAUCUCGAAGAUGUUCCAGCCCAAGACUCGCCGCCAGAUCAAGUUGAAGUUCAUUCGCGAAGAAAAACUCGAUCCCGACCGUAUCAACCGUGUGCUGGCAGGAGAAUCAUCAGUCCCAAUGAACCUCGAAUCCUUCGCGGAAGCCACCGGCCAGGAACUAGGCGGUUUCAAGGACCCACGAGAGCUAGAAGAGGAGUUGAGAGUUGAAGGAGAAGAGCAACGCGUGGAGAUUGCCCGCAAGAAGAAGGAGAUGGAAGAGGCAAAGGAGCAAAGAGAUAUCCAGAUGGCAGCCAGAGAGAAGGACCAGGAAGAGCGCGCAGCGCAGAAACGGGAGAAGGCUGCUAUGCGCCAGAACAAACGCAGAGGCAUCUUCGGUACCGGAACCUUCUGAGCACAUCUUUUCUGCUUGCAAAGUACAUAGUCAUUACACAGGCUUGCUAAUAACCACGACGAUACGCUAAUAACGAAUAAACAAGAAUUGCUCAAUGCAAUAGUUUCUCCGACUCUAACUGCUCUUGAUCAGCCCAACAGAUACGCGUUUACGCUCUGCAGUGUCGUCCGACUGGGAUUGGCAUCCGGUUUGGCCACGGAUAUCCAACUG